Molecule: messenger RNA, 2131 nt
Organism: Chrysochloris asiatica (Cape golden mole)
Lineage: Eukaryota; Metazoa; Chordata; Mammalia; Afrosoricida; Chrysochloridae
Gene: RGS7BP
Product: regulator of G-protein signaling 7 binding protein
Exons: 6
Coding region: 327-1100 (257 amino acids)
Biological process (GO): G protein-coupled receptor signaling pathway
Cellular component (GO): nucleus; neuron projection; postsynapse
Source: RefSeq, a predicted model, not a curated record
AGCCUUGCAAUCCAUGCCGAGGUGAAGGCUGUGCGAGCCUGCGCCCGCGCCCAGCUCCCGGGACACUGCCGGCAAUGCUGCUGAGCAGAACUUGACCGAAUCCUUUCCUCGCUGCUAGUGGAAGCGAUGCUGCACGGCACAGCCAGCGCUUCCCUCGCUCUCCUUCAAGCUGAAGGUUACCCACCCGCGCAGCCAGCCCAAACCCAGUGAGAGGCGCGUCUCGGGUCCCCGCUCCGGCUGCUUGGCGGCGGCGCGCAGGGCAACAACCGGGCCGCCCGCGCCGGGGCGCACUGCACCAGUGGCUUCGGCUUAGUGGAUGUGUAUGCAUGAGUUCUGCACCGAAUGGGCGCAAAAAGCGCCCCAGCCGGUCCACCCGCUCCUCGAUUUUCCAGAUCAGCAAGCCCCCGUUGCAGACUGGGGAUUGGGAGCGCAGGGGCAGCGUCUCCGAGAGCGCCCACAAAACCCAGAGAGCCCUGGACGACUGCAAGAUGCUUGUCCAAGAGUUCAACACCCAAGUGGCCCUGUACCGAGAGUUGGUCAUUUCAAUUGGAGAUGUCUCCGUCAGCUGCCCCUCACUCCGAGCAGAAAUGCACAAGACAAGAACCAAAGGCUGUGAAAUGGCCCGUCAAGCACACCAAAAACUUGCAGCUAUCUCUGGCCCAGAAGAUGGUGAGAUACAUCCAGAAAUCUGUCGGCUUUACAUCCAGCUGCAGUGCUGCUUAGAAAUGUACACAACAGAGAUGCUGAAAUCCAUAUGUCUUCUGGGGUCUCUUCAGUUGCACCGAAAAGGAAAGGAGUCUGGAGGGGGAACCAAGAGUUUGGAUUGCAAAAUUGAGGAAAGUACUGAAGCACCUGCUUUAGAGGAGUCUUCAUCAUCCCCUACAGAUACUCAGCAACAUUCCUGGCAGGUUUCCACAGACAUUGAAAACACUGAAAGAGACAUGCGAGAAAUGAAAAACCUUUUAAGCAAACUCAGGGAAACUAUGCCUUUACCACUGAAAAAUCAAGAUGACAGCAGUCUUUUGAAUCUAACUCCAUAUCCCCUGGUUAGAAGACGGAAGAGAAGGUUCUUUGGGCUGUGUUGCCUCGUUUCAAGCUAAGCAGUUUCUCCUGGAAGCCCACCCUUGGGAAGACCAGAAAAAUCACAGACUCUGAGGACCUCCAGACAGCUGAACCAUAUAGUUAUAGGUUUUUGACUAUGUUUUCUAUGCUCCCCUAUUACUUUUAUCUGCCUCUCCCUUGCCUUUUUCAAUGAUUUUACAUUUGAAAGCAGCUACAGUUAAGAAAAAAAUGAACAAAUUAAAAGAGCAGGCAGUUUUUAAAAAGGACUUUUAAAGCUGACAGUGUGCAUGUCUACUCUAAACCAUACCAUAAGAGAUGCAAGGAUUUAUGAUUUUUAAAUUAUUUAAAGGUUUUUAAAAUGUAUUAUACAGAAAAAAAUGAUUUCAUGUAUAAUAGUCUAUAGCUCUUGCUAGCCUCGUGUUGUUUAUCAUAUAUGAAAGAAGUCUUUAAACAUAAGAAUCUAUUUAAAAUUACAAAAAUGUGCUCAAAUUACUAUCUAUCAAUAUUAUUAGAAAUAAUAUUAUAAUAAAACAUACACCACCUCACUUAUUGCUUUUCUCUGCACUCAUAUACAUUUAGUCUUCCAUUCUGUCUUAAUCUAAGAGCAUCAACAUUAAAAAAAAAAAAAAAAAACACCUUAAUUUAUAAUGCAACAAAACCAUAUAUAAAAAAAUAGUUAAAUUUUGUAAAUACACAAUAAUCUUAAUACCUUCAUAUAAUGCAUAUGACAACAAAUUUCCUUUUGAUCCAAUGGUGUGUUUUUCAGCUUCUUGGAGAAUGAAAUGAUCCAGUUAGAAAAUGGUGUAGUAACAUAUAAUUACCCUCAAAUGUAAAAUUGAAUAUUAUCACAUUAUGUUCUAAUUGAAAUCUGAAGCAUGGUGUCUGCACAUCAGCAUAGUGUUAAAUCUUAAUAGGGCAUGCUGGAAUUAGUUCAGAUCAUAAAAAUAUUUAGCAUUUUACAUUGUUAAUAAUUUUUUUUAGUUAUGCUAAGCUUGUCUCAUUUUAGAUGACUAUGCAGAUAUGACUUUUCCAAUGUGUACUUGGUGUCUUGUCUUAUGCUUAGAAUCUU